UCAUUCAUCGAAGCACACCCCCACCGCACCACACCACAACAAGCGAAGCAACCACCCGACGACGUACUGUCACAUCACUGAAUGAAGGCAAACAAACAAACACACACACGCGCGCAGUGAGAGAGAGAGAGAUAGAACAAAAACCAAAACCAACGGAUAGUGGUGCCGCGCGAGCCAGCACAGCAGCACAGUCACCAUUAUGGAGAGCACACCAACACACGACGACACUCCUGCUCAGCGUCCAAUGGAUGCCGCUGGUGAAGAGGAGCAGCAGCAAGAUGUGGAGUGCAACAUCUGUUACAACCCUGCCCUUGAGAACCGACGAUGCAAGAGCUGCCGUCAUCUGUUCUGUCACACGUGCAUUCACGAGUGGAUGGAAAAGUCUGCCAUCCCAACAUGCCCCACGUGCCGGUGUGACCUCGGCGAUACAACGCUGGAGCAUGACGAGGAGGUGCAGAACAUUGUUGACAAGAGGGAAACAUGCUGUGACAUUUGCGGCACCACAGUGACGUACAAGUCGCUGGCCAAACACAGGCUCCUGUGCAUGAACGAGGAGAUUCAGUGCCCGUUUGCUGGAUGCUCCUUUCACGGCACCCGCUCAGCCAUGGACAUUCACACAGCCUCCUGCUGCCUCGGCGCCAACUACAACCUGGAGGAAGUGAUUCAGUCAGUGUGCAAGCGCGCGGCAGAUUCACAGCCCCAGUUUGUCAACGAACACCUGCUUGAGGACAUCUACCAGCCAGACGACACAAACGACAGCGACACGCUUGUUCACUUUGUGCAGGCGCACGACACACUUUCGGGCCUUGCCGUCAAAUACUCGUGCACCCGUGAGGAGAUUCUGCGGCUGAACAACCUCACAUAUGAGGCCCACCUCUUUGCCCGCGCAUCCAUCAUCGUGCCCCGCCCAGAGUCGUGGCGCCCAAAGGAGGAGCCUGAGGUGCCCUUGAGCGUGCUCGUUGCGCUGCGAAAGAAGAAACUCACCCGCCGCGUCGUCACAAAGUGCAGUGUGCCAGAACCAGAGGCGGUGGCGUACCUGCACCUGACACACUACAAAGCAGACGAAGCGAUUCGGCUUAUCGAAGAGGAUGUGGUGUGGUCGCUACAGCACGGCGAGUCGCAGCCGAAAUCGCUCAAGGAGUUCCUGGGCCGCAAACAGCGCGGGCUUGCGCCGUGCACGGGAUGUGACAUGCCCAUUGCUCAGCACACCCCGCGCCAGCACUGCGCCGCCUGUGGCGCCUUCUUCUGCCACCGCUGCCACCACGGACAGGGCCAGUGCAAGCUCACCGUCCCAAAGCUAGCGCUCGGCGUGACAAACCCGGAUGCCCGGUACCAGCAUGUGCGCGUGUGUCACGGCUGCCACGACCGCCUGUCUCCACCAUCAACAACAACAGCCCCAGCCGCGCAGUACACUCCCCCGUCCCUUCAGUACCAUCAACGCGCCCAACAACAACACCACCACCACCACCACCAAGCCAGCGCUCCGCUCUGCUCGUGAGAUCAUGGCGUUUUGGUCGUCGCGAUCGCGCAGUGCGGAUAAUUGUGAAUAAAAGCGCCAAUUUUCC
Salpingoeca rosetta is the source of this 1565-nucleotide messenger RNA. RefSeq lists its product as uncharacterized. Bases 200 to 1498 code for a protein of 432 amino acids. The transcript is spliced from 9 exons. Gene Ontology annotation, biological process: ubiquitin-dependent protein catabolic process; protein ubiquitination. Gene Ontology annotation, cellular component: ubiquitin ligase complex; cytosol. The record is from RefSeq and is a predicted model, not a curated record. NCBI's taxonomy places the organism in Eukaryota, Choanoflagellata, Craspedida, Salpingoecidae. Gene Ontology annotation, molecular function: ubiquitin protein ligase activity.